GGCAGCGAAUCAAAGGGACGUCUCCCUUUCUGGAACCACGUCUCGUCCGGCGGUGUAAGCAUCUGUUGUACAAAAAAUAGCUAUUGGAAUACCUACAUUUCACCAUACCGCCACAAAAAAAGAGAGAAAAACUCUACCCAUAACUGUUGCUUGUGAAUUGUACGCGACGCAACUCGUGUUUAGUGCGUCGCUGGCAGCAGACGCUGCACUCGAGAGUAGGUGGUGGAUAGAACACAACAUUGUGUCUCGUGGAUACUGCUGAACUGUUCUGACAAGGACAACAGGGCUUACAAAGAGGCGUACUCGUUCACGUCUUUCGCACCAUGUAGCCGCCAUCGAUGCUAGGUAAUGUAGUUCCUUCGAUCUAAGUAGCUUUGGAACGCUACAGAUAUCGUGGUAAGUGUCUCGCGCCAGAGAGCACUGAGUCCGGGCCUAGCAGCAACAUUUCCUCGGGGAGGCUGGUGAAACGAGGCGCGGAACGAUGUGCGACGCGGUUAUAGCUACCUCCACAAGGUCCCGGAACACACCACGCGUUGCGGCAGCGGCCAUGAACACGGACAAAAUACUGCGAGCCAAUGCUGGGACCAAAUCGCUAAUCGUUCGCGAAAAAAGGCUCAUAGAGACGACGAUGUGCGCCCCGGAAGGACUGGUUGACGUGACCUGCCCGCCUCCCCCCCCAGGAACCUCCACACAGGUCGAUUGUCCAUUCUGUCUCGAAUGUCGCACAGGUGAGCUGUAAUUCCAUGUAUUCUCACAUCUAUCUUUCUGCACAUUUCAGUUGCGAUACUUACAUCGUUACGAGGAACGUUUUGCGCGAGCAACACACUCGAACACGAGUGUCUUCCCUUCUGGCGCUUGGUCGUUCCGCAAAAUAAAGUCGGCACACACAUACCGCCGUCAUGGCCUCGCACACACUGUGUCGGGUGUCUUCCGUGUGCAACCCGUUGUCCCUCGCUAAGACCUCCAGUACUCACAGAUGUGGACCGGUGAUCUGUGUUUUUAAUUCGAUUCUGCGGCGACGUUCCCGAUCGUUUGUCCCCUGUUUCAUGGUACAUUUUUGACAGGACAGCUUCAAACGGAUCGCAACCUUAAUAGUCCCUGCAGGUGACUUCAUCCAUUCCCGCAAGAGCACACAUCUUCUGAAAAUGCCUUUCGUCUCCUGUCUCGGUUAAGCCCUGUACUGUAGCGAAGCACUGCCUCCCACGCGACCGCAGUUUGUCUAGCUAAAGUGGCGGCUUCCAAAAUCUCUAUUAUCCCUGUGUCUGUUCCAGAAGGUACGCGAAUGCGUUCGCUUUUUUCGAAGUCCGUACCCCUAACUUCUGCGGUGUGAGUUAAAACCCUGUAGUGCCAGGCGCAGCACCGUGCCUCGACCCCCCCCCAUUUUGACUCUCUCUCUCUCUAGCAACACAAAGGUUACAAGUUUCUCUCGCCCGAUUUCGCUGAAUUUCCAAGCGGUAUACGGCGCUACCAGAUUCGGCAACGCAGCCGGCGUUCUCCUGAUCUUUCAAGACCACGACGCAACCCGGGUAUGCCACGGCGAAAGUGGUGUGGCAAAAUCGUGGCAUUAUCGCUGGCAAGCAGUUGCAUCAAGUCGUAUGGCAAAACAUUCUCGAUAGCUAACGCCUGGACUUCUCUCUAAAUGCAUUUCUACCGUAUUUGUGCAAAUUUGAUUCCCUUUUUAGAACGCCAAAGAGCCCCAUCCGGCGGUGCCGGCAGAGUGCAAAAAGGAAUUCGUCCCGAACAGGGAACUGCGAAUUCUCCGUGGACUGAGAGGCUCGAGUGUCACGCACUGGCGUCGGACUGAGGCGUUGUGUGUUCCCUGGAAUGAAUGUUUUUCUCGCCAUCUGCCCGAAUCGUGUGUUUGGUGUGAACGGCUGGUCAUCACAAUUUCGCAUUUCUCUCCACGUGAACCUUUACAACCACCCCCCCUUUCCCCCAAACCCCGGACGUACAAUCGGGUGCAACAGGCGCGCAAAGCUGCUUCGCAGACCUUUCAGGGCGCUUUGCUUUCGGGACUUUCCCGAAAGCCCCAAAGCUCCUCGCGUCUCGAUUCGUGGCGCACCCCCCCUGUGUUAAGGGACGAGCCGCUUGGCCGAUCCUAGAGCCGGAGACGUUGCGCAACACAUUUUUAGCCGUUUCCGUCAGGUGCUUCUUCUCCUGCCGUCUUUCCAUUUCCUCAUUUCACUUUUCGCUUCAGAAUGCUGGUCGGUUAACGUUCGAAUCGUCUGUUUCCCCGGUUCUGCAACAGUGGAUUCGGCUGUCUUCGCGUCCUGUGUCUACUCGACACCUUUCGCCCCUAGAGUCGCCGGAGAAAAGAGGGCUUCUGGUACGUGCGACGCUCAGAGCCUGCCUGCCACCCACCAGGGAAAACGCCUUUCGGGAGAACUGUGGGGCCAGGUGUUGCUCAUACCUCGAGUCACUUUCCUGGAAAAGCAUUUCCGUGUGGCCUUUACCCUCUUUUCAAAGAGAAAUGGACUGUGUAGCGACGCCGCUGUUCACAAACUCCGCCACGCAUUGACCGUCCUUCCAAGGGAAGUUCUGUAUGUGCACACCUCUUCUGCCGCGCUGGGAGUCGUCCAGUGCGGCAAGCUGGUUCCGGAGAGCCGUUACCUCGGCUUGCAGACCGAGAGGUGGCAGGCAGAGGGCGCGGAUCCGACUUCCGUUUCUGCAGACUCUUUGCUCCCGGCGUGCCGCUCUGUUUCUUUCUCGGGGAGAAAAAUCUUGCAGCGCUGGUUUUUUCUUUGGAGACAAAGUCUGAGGUCGAAUCGCCGAAGGUGUGCCGUCUAGCCACUUCGUCACUGGCGGGUGAAGCGCGCGCGGGGGGGGGCGUCUCUUUUUCCGUCCCGAUGUCCCUCGAUUUUCGCGGGAUGUCCAAACCCACAUCUCCCGAUUGUCACUUUCUCUCCGGGUCCUCCCCCAGGGGACGAGAAGUGUUGUCCAGAGAGACGGCUGGGCACAUGAGACGGGCGUUCUGCUCGUUUUUUCUAGUGCAGCUCUCGCUUUUCCAGGUCCGUGUGUCUCUCUGAAGUUCGGGUCUGGCGGGUCCGGGAAAUGCAGUCGGCAACCUGGAGCAGCCUUGCGUGUUUGUGAGCAGAACUGAGGCCACAGUUGUUGAAGCCCCAAGAUCCAGUGUGUGCAUUCGUCGCUUUUCUCUGCCAUUCGCGUUUUUUCACCCAAGAAGCCCUGGAUACGGAACCGAAAUCCGUCGCCACAGAACCGCCUUCCAGAUUAGGGAAAAGCCCGGUGCCGUUGCGUCCACUUUUUGUCGUCCGGAUUCCGCGACUUAACCGUUUACCAGAGCUUUAGAAAGCCUGUCAACACGGCGAUCGCACCUGCGAUCCGGCUUCUUGGAACGGUGCCCAGAAUCCGGUUGUAACAGUGUGUACAUGUUGCAGAACACGGGGACACUUUCGUGCGAGGAAGACUACUCUGUGAAGAGAAUCGUCUCCGAGUCGUGGUAACGAGCUCAACUCAGGUGUGCUGCGGUCUCCUUCGUAUGUCCAGGGCUCAAACCCGUUCUUGAGGUAGUGCACAGAAUCAGACCAGAGAGGGAAUCUCCGUUACCGAACUCCACUGGCAAGAGUCGGCCAGGGAAAACAGUUUUUUCCGUUUUUUUCACGGUGGAAUUUAGCCGCCUCCAGUGCGUUGUUGUUUCCUUCAAAGGACGCGCUCUACUCUGCGUUGAAGAACGGCAUACUGCGCCCUCUCCAACGGCCGUUCGUGUCUAGCGCUCUCUCCGGCGGCCGUGUCGGGGUGGCACACAGGGUUCCAAGGCGAGUCUUGCCGAACCCACGGGGGAGUCUGUGAAAGGUGGUUGAACGCCUCCGGGAAAUCAUGCUGAACGGUCUUCCGGUUCCGGGUCUGCAAAGACAAAGGCGAGUGUGCGGUGUCUCGGACUAUGCGAUGCCGUGUAAGGAACCGGAUAUGGGGGACUUACUCGACGCGAAUCAGUGUCUUUCUCAGACAAAGAUGGACAAUACCGACGAGCAGGACCUCUCACCUCCAAGCAGUGAAGCCGCGGCGUCCACCUGUGCAUUCUCGGACAGCGCAUCCUGGGGGGAGUCUCGGGACCAGUCCUCGCCGUCGUCUCUUGCACACCACGCAGCCCAAGAGUUCAGUGACCAGGAAAGCAUUUCCGCCGACCAAGACAAGUCCCCGGACGAGAUAAGCAAACUGUGCAUGCUGCCGGAUGGCGUGUGGAACAAGAGAGGAUGUGAAGACUUUGUGGAUCUGCCUGGAACAGAUAGGGGAAAGUCCGGGGAGCAGAGCGACCGUUUCGUCGCCGAGAAAGACGACGCCGGUGUGGCGCUUGCAGCGAGUGAGACAGUCGGAGUUGACGCAGCGAUGGCGAGGUGCCAGACUGUUCCGGAGGGUCGGAGAGAAACAGACAUUCCAGCCAAUGACGCGGCGAUACCGGAGAAGGGAGCAGACGACUUUGAAAAGUCAAAAGACACAGAGGCAACGGUGAGGACAACGCGUUCUGAAACGAUGUUCAAGACACGAGUUGAAGCCUCUGAGAAUCGGGAUAUCACGGAGACCGUGCAGCGCUCAUCACACAUGGAGACAACCCAGGAGACAAAGGCGCGCGGUAGCGGGGGAGAAACGCGCAGUCUGCCGAACAGACAGAGCGCAGACGAAGCAAAGCGGGACACCUGGGGGAGUACCGCGGCGGAAGGAAAAUCCGCUGUGCCCGUGCAUCGAGAGGAGAGGAAGGAGUCUGCGGAAAGGCAACUGGCAGAAACGGAGCCAAGGAUGGAGGGAGAGCCGACGGAGGAAGUUAAGAGUCAUCCAAGCAAGACUUCUGAGACUGGAGUUCGUGACAAGGAACCGCAACCGUCAGAGAUCGGAUGUGCCGUGUCGACAGGUGCUGAACUGGCCGCGGGGACCAAGGAAGACGACUCCACUCAAGAAGGCGAGGUGCAGAGUCUGCAGUGCCAGCCACAUGCGGAGAAGGAAAACAAGAAGCUGACGAGACCACGACUUGUUCUACGGCGAACAGGAGGAGAGGAUACUCCAACUUCAAUUCAAGAAGAAUCCAAGGACAACACUCCUGUAGCUGCCUCAUCCCCAGGGUCCCGUCUUGUUCGGACACCUCCCAUUGACGAGAAUGUGUUCGUCUCAGUCGUGGCAGCUGAGUCCUCCGCGGCGGUGCUUUCAACGGAGCAAAGUGUCAAUCUUCCAGUUCCCGCUUCUCUAUGUAAUAACCAAAACAGCAGUGACAACGAAAACCGCCUCGAGUGUGGCUCAGAGUCGCCGGCGUCCAGAAUCUUUGGAGGACGAGAAGGCUCUAGUGUAUUAUCUCCAGCUGACGCGGCGGUCGUAGACGCGCAACCGGAAGCGUCGUGCUCCUUGACGGUGUCGGCGUCAGGCGCGAAGCGCCAGUACUCACUGUGCACAAGCUCACCGGAAAUAAUGUCGCCCUCCAACUCAAAGCUGGGGGUUGCCUCUCCGGCGAACAGCCUUCUCGCGGGGACCCCAGGGUGUCGCUCCGACGUCUCCGUGGGCGAGAAAUUGAGAGAUGAGGUAAAUCUACCGUGUUGUGGCACGGUACGGCUCUGCCGCUGUGCGGUCCCGCCGAGAAUGUGCGCCUGCAGUUUGAAUGCGGCCAAGAGCUUCCCGUCGCCGAGCAACAGAGAGUGGAGAACUACCGGAUGCUUCGGUGAGGUCGUCGUGUGUGGCUGCGAGCGAAGUUCGGCCAGGGGACAUGCGGAGGUGAUGAAUGAGAAAGGCGUCACGAUCGACCAUGAAUGCCUGAGUCUGAGCGGCAUGGACUGUGUCACACCGUGGAGAGGCGAUUCUCGGCUGGACAGCUGCGGCCAGAGCACAUGCAGUGGGUGCUGGAGAGUGGCGACAGCUGAUGCGGUCCGCAGUGCAAGUGGAGACAAGAGUUCGUCAACGUUCGUACGGGGCGCUGCAGAAAGUUGUUGCGCUGGCGGCUUCCCGGGGAACUUUGCAGGUGCUGGCCGCUCUCACGGCGGGUGUGUUUCGUCGAGUGCCUGCACCUUCGUGGAGAGGGCGGACCCAGUUAAUCUCCGCAGACUCCAGGCCUCGCGCGCUGCGGUAUACGGAGACAUCACGGGCGCUUGCCCCGUCGCGUGUAGGACGAAGCAUUGCUUGCCUCAGGUCCAGCUUUUUUCCGGUGGUUGCCCAUUUCUCCUCGGGCCGCAGGAGACGGCGGCAGCUGCUGUUGCCAUCGCAGAUGCAUGCGAAGAUACCUUCCAGUCCCUGGGAUGGAUUUCUGAGAAGCAGGGCAGCACGCAGGCCAAGGCAGAAAGCAAGUCGGAGUUGAAAUCGAAGGACGCGUUUCAACCAAAUGAGGACGAGCGGCUGCACCGCACUACUGACACUUUGCAGCAGGGCUCGGGAGCAGAAGAGAACGAAGAGAUAGGCAAGGUCGUGGCGCCGACGAAAAAGAACGGAUCACUGCUUUCUGAAACUCUCGAAGCGGUGGCGCGCUCUCGCGGACUGUGGUCACAAAUGGUUUUGGAGUCCCUGCUAGAGAGGCUACGAGAGGCAAACGGAGCUGGAGAGAUCUCAGUGACACCGACGUCCGCGCAGAAGGUGGCAGCAGACCGAGUCAUGGGUCCGUCCAGACUGUCAACGAUGGACAGCCCGGUGGGCAGUGCGAACGAGCUGUCGAGCAUGCAGUGCCGCGAGAAACUCGGGAGACUCGUCCGACAGACGGGGUCACCUAAAGAAGUCGGCGGGACUGAGGCGCGGUGCACGCCGCUGAGUGGCUGCUGGUCAUCCUGCAAGAAUUCCGUGAAGGCGGGUCUGGACGCGACAGACAACGCCCACGGCUUCGCGCGAGGAUCCGAAUCGAGGUCGCCCUCUUGCGGCGACGUAGUCAAAGCUGUUCUCCAAGACCAGCCAGGACGAGUGAAGACACCUACAGCCGUGCCACGGUCGUUGACGGAGGCGGAGGCGAGGUUUGGUGGCGCCUUUGGAACGGGGGCAUCACGGCCCGAGUUGUCUAAGGCGGGUGUGUCGCGGCGAAGAACAGACGAGGUCGGACGAAGUGCCGCGCUGCAAACAGAGAAACUCAAGGGUGCGCCGAGCGACAGUCCCAGACAGGUCCCCCCAGUCCAGAGUUGGGGGCCGGGCGCCCCGAUUCGCACGCUGGCCGAAGCACGAAUCGCUUCGUUGAAUGUGCGUUUCUCUCGAAGCGCAGCCGGCACCACAGCGUCACCGUUUCCUCCCAGAAGGACAGUAGUCCGACGACAGGGGCAGCUGGAGACCAUGCCUGGCCUGGCGAAGGCUGCAGUCGCAGUGAAGCCCCGAGAACCUGGGAUCCAAGCAGGGCAUGCCAGCGACCGUCGAGUGGACAAAGACGGCAAGGCCGGCAGCUCCGCGGUGCUUCUCCGGGCCGGGUCGUGCCGCGCCGCCUCUGCAGCUCCGAACGCCAGAAACGCUGGUCCCCGCAGAGCCAGGGACACUCCGCGACGAGAUAAGCAAGAUUGCGGCAGACGUUCUUUAUUGCCUGGUACCCACGGGCGAGGGGCGAGUCACAGCGGUCACGCAUCGUCGGCGCCUGACGCGACUCAACACCAGCUCGACGCCUUGCAUGCGGCAGCUGCGGCGGUGCUGCGGAGUCGCCUUGAAGGCCACAAGAAGGACCAGAUGGCUGGCCGGUCCUCUCGACACGCCCUGCGCGCGGUACCCUCUGAGCGGGGGGGGACGACUUUGCCAGGCCAUGCGGUUUCCAGCGAAGGCUGCGACGCCGAAAAUGACAACCUCGCUGGACUGUGGAACUGCGCUCAGGUCGGGUCGGAAGGACCGUGUGGAUCCCGUUUUGAAGGCAACAGAGAGACACUGUCGACGUCGCAGGUGUCCUCGGCGAAGGCGAAGGGGGCUUGUCGGUCCCCGGCGACGAACGGAUCCAGCCUGGGUGACGCAAAGGAGGACAGUCGAAGUCGAUCGGACUGUAUGCAAGCCUCAGAGUCCUACGGAGCCUGGCGUCAGAGGCAUGCGGAGGUGGAAGCCGGAGAAGGCUUUCUUGGAGAGAAGGCUGGCGAGGCGAAGGCGUUCUCGAUAGCUGGGGAUUCAGAGAAAUCGGUUCCCCGAUUGCCAGUUGAGGCCGCGACGCUGGCCAAGGAGUUUGCGAGGAAAGCACGCCUGGGAGAACCUCGCGGGUCCCAGACCGUCGCGGAUAGCCAAGUCGGCGUGAGUGUGGUAGACCCGAUCGAGUGCCUUAUCGCAGGUGUAUUGCCGCACAACGAAUAUGCGCGCUUGACGGCGGAACGCGCGGCGGAACAUGUGGUGCAUGGAGGCGCGGGGAAUCCGGUGCCCAGGGUCAGACGAAGUGUCUCGAUAUCUGUCCUCGGGGAGAAAACCACGGCAGUGAAACGCGGCGUGUCUGAGACAUUCACAUCCGGCGAAGGUCGGCAGGAGAGCAACAAAGAUAACGUGGCGGACGACCAGGAGGAGCAACUGCGGAAGCGACGGAAGCUGCAGUUUCUUUUAGGCAUCCCCUGUGGUUUAGAAGACAUCGAAGAGGCGCUGCAGUGGAGGGGAGAAGCCCAGAGUCGUCUGGCGGCAGGCGCAGCGCCGGUGUCUGCUUCGAGUGGAGACGUCCUCGACCCCGAGCCGUCCGGAGAAAGGGAUCAGACACGUCGUCUUCUCGUCCAGGCAGUGGAAGGACGGGCUGGUAGAGAGGAAGGCUUUCGAAACUCUGAUCGAAAGACCGAGCAGCAGUCCAACGAGGAGACGGCUUCGGAGGUGAAAGAUCGGAGUUUGAGUCGCCAGGCGUCGAUCCAGGAAAGUCGUGUUUGUCACGAGGAAACGUCGUCUCUUCUGGCAGUUUCUUCGGAUUCACGGCAACCUGUGCCGGCAAAGGUGUGCGCUGAGAGACUUGAGGUGGGCAGGUAUGAGGGUGAGGGGAGAUGUCGCGUCUUUGACCGUACUGGAACCGCAGGCGCGUGCACUGAGGUCGAAGCGACGGCGAUUCAUGGUGGUGUCGAGCCACACGAGGAGGGAGAUGUAUCAAGGAACGCGUCGCUUCUGCGUGAGGGGAAAGGCCAGGCAAGUGUGCCAGUCUCCGACACUUGCGCAGCCGAGUCUCUAGGAAGCGGUGAGCACAAAGGGAAAUUCGAAGAAGACAGCUCUGAAGGAGAGGGGAAGGCGGAUUCGGGGCCUGCGUGGGCGAACGGUUCUGUGCUGUCGCGAGUUGGAACGCUCUCGAUGGGGACUCUCUCAUGUCUCCGCCGAUUCUCUAGCCGGUCGACUGUCUGUACUGCGGGGUCGUUCUCGCGAGCCUCGUCGACAACGACGUCGGCGUACGAUUUGUCUCCAGUCGCAAGCCAGAUUUUGUCAGGGUGGUCAGGAAGUAUCAGCUGUCUCGAGAAAGGCGGCGAGUGUGGAGACGGGGGACUUGGGACCCUCGGUGUCUCGCCACUUCCUGUGACUCCUGCCGCCGUCGUUCGAUCGGAGACAUUUCCGGAAUCCGGGGAAACUUGGGGUGACAAAGAGUCAGGUAGUGCUCGUCCUGCGCUCGCAAUCGACUUGAGUGGCACCAAGGGCUUGCGUGCAGAGACACAGCUAGGCGACGGGGCUGACGGAAACUUCGAGGAAGCGGAGGAGGCAGGUGAGAAGACGUGUGGUAGCGAAGACUCGCGUACGACAGCUGCAUGCGUAGAGCUGAUGAUUGAAAUGUUUCAAGCGGUGGGCGAAGAGGCGGCUGUAGCUGCUGCCGCCUCUCUUUUGGAAAGGACCGAGAAAGACGACCUUGAGUCGCAGUGGGAAGACAUGGACGGACAGGGGGAGGCGAGUUCUUCGUGGAAUCAGGGAUCUCCCGGUGAAAGCCUCACCCCUGCCCAGCAAAAUGUGUCAGUGCGCAUGUGAAGGGUGGGGUCCUCCGAGUGUCAGAUACUGUUUCUUCUAGGGAGUUUUUAGCGGACGCCUUUGAAGACACGAGGGAGUUUUAUCAUAAGUUGUCGUAGGUGUCAGUGUGGGCGCACCACGUGGGAACUAGAAACAGGCAACCAGUGUGUUCCGAGGGAAGCGUCAGAGCUCAUCGGGAUUUUGAUAACGUACGAAUCGUGGUAGAACGGACGCGCGAUUACUGCCGGUCGAAUGGGACCUCGUGCGGAUAGGGGAGAACUCGUUACGGAACUACGCGUACGGACGGUGUCUAACGCAGAAUUGUAUAGAUCGAUAGGGCCGUGAACUAGAGGCUGGAGUUGACGAUCUAAUGAGUCAUAUUCAUAGAGCUUAUGGCUUCGCGGUACGGCGGGCGUAAGGACUGGCAGAGACCGCAGUGUUCUUCAAGACUAAGUUCCCAGCAGAAGGCGCGGAAGCCGUCUUUCUCCGUAGCGUAGACUUCGUAGUGCAGAAAAAUGAUGUUCGGUCGAUGUGAACAGAGGGAACUGCGGUUUUUUGUUCUGGUGUAUGGAAGGACACCGGCAGGGAGCGGUCGGUGUUCGUGAGCAUCUUCUGGUUGCGGACAUUCAUAGUCGGUGAAUGCGGCGCAGAGAAUUCGCUAACGGCGUUUUUUUCAGCUCUGGAAAUGCUGGCGCAUGCUCGUGAUUGUAGUGGCAUUGACCAGGAGAAGUAGCGGCGCUGUCGAUUCCGCCGUUUAUCAAAGUGUGUUCUGUGUGCGCGGUCCGUUUUUACUCUAAGAACGCUCUAGUAGUGCAGACUUGUGGGAGGUGGCUCGGUUGGCGGAAACGGCGUGGGUGCUCAUCUUUCACUUUCCGCAUAUAUAGCAUUCCGCAUCCACGGACUGAUGUUUACCGUCUACAGUGUCACACCUCACGAGACGCUCCAAGUGGCUUCAAUCGUCAUCAAAAUACGUACUUUUGUCCGUUGCGUCCUCUGUGGAUAUCGCAGUGAGUUGCAGUGUGGGAAUUUUUUUGAGGCUUGAUGGAGAGGAUACACAUGGCUGGGGGCAGGUGUUACCAAUUAGGUGAUGGUGACGGUGUUUUUUGGAUCGUUGCUUUUUGGGAGGUUGUUCACGCGAGCAUCUAGUCUGAGGAGGUUAUCCAAUCCGUUCGAUUUUUUUCGUUGACGAAUCCUGCCAACAUGAUUGCGAACGCGACGGUAUGUCGAUGGAGACAACACUGUCCGUGUAAGAGAUGCCGUUUCUUCAAAUGACAGUGUUCUGUUUCCUGUCUGGUUUUGGUCUCAUAAAGCGGAUUCGGGGAGUAUGUUUUUACGGACGAAGCAGCGGGAUGGUGCGUGUUGAAGCGGCAGUCGCGUCGUCUGUAGAGGCUGUGGAAGUAACGCACAGCACGAAGUUGGCGACGCACGUCCCUUGAGAUGUCAGGAAUACACGGAGGGAUGAGCUUUCUUUCAAGGCGGGCCAGUGUACAUCUGGUUAACUGACACCAGGUUUUAUUGACCCGUUGUAGUGUACAGUUUCCCGUCGUGUGCCUAAGAGGGAGCAAUAAACUGUUCAUCAUAGGCGCCUUUUCCCAGCGGUUUUCUCGUUUCUCCUUCCUCCCGCUGUCACAACGCAAAUUGAAGGGGUAGUGCAAGUAUUACGGUAGUACAGUUCUGUAACAAAAAAGUGAAAUUUAUUCCCGCGUGUGACUUGGCGGGUAGUGUAGGGUCAGGGUGUGUGUGGUGGGGAAGUAGUGUAUGCGAAGUUUGCGCAUUUCCAAUGGUGCCUGGUUGGAAAGUGAAUCCGUCUCCCGAAGAAGGGGUAUUUCUGUUCAACAUAAACUUAGCUACUUGUUACACUAGUGAACGAGUACUGCGCAUGAACUGUACCUCAAUAUCACACAAACUAUCUUUAAAAAUGUGUCGUUUCAUCGAAAUUUUGACGGCAGCGGAUCAGGGUAAUUCCGGGCAGUGGUAGAGAACUGCCUCAGGCUCUGUAAUGGAGAGUGCUUUCCGACACCAGGAGUAGUAAAGAGGUUCGAAGCGAACGCACUUGCCUUCCAUAGAACGCUCGCACAUUUCACUGACGUGAAAAGCGCCUUGGCGCGUGCAGAUGUCUUGCGCUGAUACCGGAGCGUAUCUUUUUCUGGAAGUUUCUGAGCUAGGUCAACGUGGUUGCUGUUGUGGAGGUGGGUCUUGUUGGUAGAACCAUGAGGGCCUCGUAGAUAUGUGGAGGCUUCGUAGCUGGGUAUGACGAGAACCGAGGUAUGAUGAAACCCGAAAAUCAUGGCCUGCUUCCGUCUUCACUAAAUAUAUUAUCCAGGUUUUGCCUGCUCCCCUUGAACGACUUACCCUGUUCGAUCUUUCCCAACUGAGGCAGACUUCUUUCAGAUUAUUCAGUGUAGUAGCAGUUCUUUUAGGCUUUCACUUUUCGUGCUGGGGAACCUCGUGAGCCCGGCCUUGUUCCAUUUUUGUCUCAGCAAAGCGUGACAUAUCGCACCUUGAACUCGCCAUCCUACGUGUAUAAAAGGGAUUACUCAUUGUACGGCGUCCGUCAAAAACUUACGUUUUUCUGUCGUUGGCGAUUGG
Toxoplasma gondii ME49 is the source of this 12408-nucleotide messenger RNA. RefSeq lists its product as hypothetical. The record is from RefSeq and is a predicted model, not a curated record. Bases 3835 to 9840 code for a protein of 2001 amino acids. The transcript has 2 exons. Lineage: Eukaryota; Apicomplexa; Conoidasida; Eucoccidiorida; Sarcocystidae.